UGAGCUCUGCUCUAUUUAAGGCUUGUAAUACUGUUGCUCUCUCCAUCGAAGUAAUCAUCCAGAAGAGAAGCUCUUUGAUCUCAUCUCUUUCGAGUUUCAGCCACUCUUGUUGCCAUUCCCCAUGGCCUUCAAAGCCGUGCUCUUCUUGGUGGCCACUUUCAUGUUGAUAACCACAAGGGUUUCAUCCAGUGAUGAGGAACUCAAGAUGAAGGCUCCGUCUCCACCGUAUGCCAAGGUCCCAGUGCCAGCUCCUGCUCCGGCCAAAGUGCCAUCUCCUCCAUCGAAGACGACACCACCACCAGCGAAGACUCCCACAUCCGCACCUUUACCUCCAGUGAAGUCCAAAGCAGACUGCAUCCCGCUCUGCGACCAGAGGUGCAAGCUCCACUCCAGGAAGAGGCUGUGCAUGCGGGCGUGCAUGACGUGCUGCGACCGGUGCAAGUGCGUGCCCCCGGGGACGUACGGGAACCAGGAGAUGUGCGGCAAGUGCUACACCGACAUGACCACCCACGGCAACAGAGUCAAGUGCCCGUGAAGUGCUCGACCCUUUUCCUCCCUCAGCUGCUGCUACAUCUCGCGACUCUCGUAAUAAAAGUUUUGAAUACAGGGGCGGGGAAAAACCAAUGGUUUUCCGCUUGAGAAUUUGCUGAACUUCUGCUGAAUGCCAAGAAGGCUUGCCUGCGUGAUUCUGUAAUCUGGGUUGUUUCACUUUCUAUGAAAUCACCAAUCUUUCAUCUCG
Molecule: messenger RNA, 739 nt
Organism: Eucalyptus grandis
Lineage: Eukaryota; Viridiplantae; Streptophyta; Magnoliopsida; Myrtales; Myrtaceae
Product: gibberellin-regulated protein 14
Exons: 4
Coding region: 122-535 (137 amino acids)
Source: RefSeq, a predicted model, not a curated record